GUGUAUGUGGGCAGAGCUGGAUUCUAAUGAUUAAUCCAAGAACGCCAUUACCAGAGCUCAGAAAGGUGAAAACUAAAGUGAGCAAGGGGAUACAGGAAGCCAAUAGAAACCAGACACCUUGUGAGAUACGAAAACAGGAUCAUGGACGUGUUAUGAUGUGAGAAGCUAGGUAACGCAUGUGGAAACAAAGAAUGUGAAUCCAUGUAUUAAUGCCACAAGGACUAAACAGUACAAACAUUCGGAACAGGAUACCAACUUCAACAUGUACAGUCAAAAACGAUACGACAGCCCCCCAGACUACAGCCCACCAACUUACAUUCAACAGAAUAGCCAUGGUCCUGGAUCAUAUGCUUACCAAGUGAACUCUGGCCAUCCAGGCUCUUUCUAUAUGGAAGACGUGCCACCACAACAUUUUUACAAGUGGAAGUCUCCUCCUGGCAUUGUCCGGAUUUUACAAGCCAUUGUUGUUUUUCUGUGUUUGGCUAUCUUUGCCUGUGUGGCCUCAACAUUGGCAUGGGAAUACAAUUAUGGAGGGCUUGGCUACAUGAGCGGAAUGGGUGGAUACUCAGGUUAUGGCUAUGGGACUGGCUAUGGCUAUGGGACUGGCUAUGGCUAUGGCUAUGGGAUGACCAAUCCUCAAGCUGCAAGUGGCUUUAUGAUGGCCAUGAGCAUUUUAACCUUCAUAUCCAUGCUAGGAAUCUUCAUUGCAAGUGUAACUAAAGCCAGUGGAUCACGAUCCCGUAAAUUCUUUUUAGCUGUAGUAGUUCUGAGUGCUAUUUUUGCUAUAUUGGACCUUAUCGCCUCCAUUGUCUAUAUUGUUGGAGUGAAUCCAAGAGCACAAAUGGGUGGCAGCCUGUACUACAGUCAAAUGUUGGCAAUGUGCAACCAGAUGUACAGUCCAGUGUCAUCUGGAGCAGGCUUUGUAAAUCAGUAUAUGUAUCAUUACUGCAUGGUGGAUCCACAGGAGGCCAUUGCUAUAGUCUGUGGUUUUAUUGUAGUCAUCCUUCUGUGUGUCAUAUCCUUUUUUGCCCAGAAGACAAGAAGCAAGAUCUGGCGCUAUGGAGAGCCCAACAUUUACUGGGAUAAGCCUUUUGAGGCAUAUCAAGAGGGUCCAAAUGUUGAGGAGUGGGUAAAAAGUGUUCCAGGUGGUCCUCCUGAUGAAACUGCUACCAUUAUUUACUCAGAAAAAUCACAAAGUCCUGUGAAGGCACUAAGUAAUAACAGCAUGUACAAACCAACCAGAGAAGAAUAUGAACAAAGAGUGAAUAGUCCCCUUACCAGCAGCCCACCUGAAUCAGUUAGAGAGACCCCGGAGCAGAGCAGGCGACGGCCUCCACUACGCAGGGGGCGACGAUGGAGAAAAAACCCAGAGCUGGAUGAAUCUCAGUAUGAAACAGAUUACACUACGGCAGUUGAAUCUGGAGAUGAAGAAGAUCUGGAGGAUUGGGACAGCUUGUACCCACCAAUCACUUCAGACUCCCAACGCCAGGAUUAUAAGCGAGAGUUUGAUUCUGACCUGAAACGAUACAAGAAAAUGUGUGCAGAAAUGGAUGAUAUCAACACCCAGCUCCAGCAACUGAACAAGCAACUGGAUGGACUGACCGAUGGCACCACCCAGUACCAGGGAGUGGCAGAAGAAUACAACAGACUGAAGGAUAUUAAAGGAACUCCUGAUUACCAAACAAAGAAGACUGAAACUAAACAACUUAGGAACAAACUGUUCCAUAUCAAAAGGAUGGUGCGUGAUUAUGACAAAGGAAGAGGUUGAUAAAAAGAACAAAGAUGCAAUAUCAAAAACAUCCACUAGAGGGCAACCCACACUGACAGUUAGUAUAAUAAACGUAGAAGACAACUGAAUUUAAAUGAAAUGCCUAUGUGGAAUGUUACUGCAGCUUUAAGGGUUUUGGCUUUUAAGGAAAUUUUUACAAAAAAAAUGUGGACCAACAGGAGACUGUGCAGAUUUCAUCCCAUUUAACAGUUCAAAGGACAAUCGUCCUCCAUCUCAAAAAAGUACUUUAACAUGCAUUUUGCAAUACCAUAUGUUAAGGCUAAAAAUUGGCUCCUCAUAACCUGAAAUCUUAUGGUCCAUUUCUGAAACUCCUUUUCUUGCUACAGGAGUGCCCUGGCUUAUGAAUGUUUUACACUUUUAUUACUUUUUCAUUUAUUAUGUACAUGUAAAUACAUUUAAAAAAAAAACUAAAACUUUUUAUGCAAAAUUUGAUGCACUUAUAUAUUUACAAGCUGUAUCCUUUCUGUACCUCUCCGAGGUUCUAAAAUGUUAGGAAGUAUGGGAUAAAAACAUUUUUUAUUGUGUUACUUACUCCAUAUUGGAUCCCAUCACCUUUAUUAAAUAGAUCAAUUGAUAAGUAUAGUUUUAGUUCUUGCAAUGGCUUUUUUAUGUAACUAUGCAAAUUAUUAGUAUGCAAAUUAUUAGGAAGACAUUACUUAUCAGGCUCAUUGGACUUUCUGAAGGCUCACUGUUUUGUAAAUGACAUCACACAGACUCCCACCGAUCUUCUGACAUGUCAGUAACAUGAUUUAUUUUAUGAAAGGCUCCUAUUCCUCAAAGGGGUCUUCCAUCCAUAUAAAGUGUUUUAUAAUGAACUCCAGAAGCUUACAAAAUAAAAAAGAAAGCAUAUUCACCUGUCCCGAUUCCACUACUAUUCCAACAGCGCUGGGUUUCUACUGCUCACUGCUUCCUCUGUUAUGUCCUUCUUAUAGUAAAUGCCUGCCCCGCCAGUCACUAGCCACAGCUAUGACCUGUCUUAGCCUAUGAUUGAGUGGGCAUUUCCUGCAGGAACAACAUAUCGGAGGAAGCAGGGAGCAGUGGGGGGCCCAGCGCCAUCAGAAUUGCAGCUGCAGGGAAUAAGGGCAGCUAAGUAUGCUUUUUUUAAGUCCUUUAUUAAAUAUUUUGUAUGGCCAUAAUAACCCAGUCCAUUUCAAGUUUGAUACAGAAAAAUAUAAGAAUAUUUGGGGGGAAAAAAUUAUUCCGUCAACUGUAAAUAAAUAAAUAAUCAAUAAACUUGCACUUACUGAAAAUAUAUCGAACAUAUCGCCGAACACUUAGUAGAAUCUAUAAAUGUUAUCCAGGUACAUAUCUACAUUGUCUAUUGUGACUAUCGUGCCCCAGUGAUCUCCUUUUUAUUUAUUUUUGUUUCUAAUUUGAGGCUUUUUUUUUAGUUAUUCAUUAAUAGGCAGGGUCUAAUAUCUUGCUAACCCUCAAUAUUUUAGUUUGUUCACAAUAACCUGCAUACAGUUUUUGUUCUUCUGUACUAAUAACACAUGGUCCUUUGUAUCUAUACUUUUUAGAUUUCUUUGAAUAAAUUGUGUAAUUUGCUCUAUUCGAUUCCAUUUUCUGCUAUUUUGUAUUAUGUCUAUGCAACCUACAGAUAGAUAUCACACUAUUGUUCCAUUUUGUAGUUUUACUCCGUUUCCUAUAUGGGGAAAGACACGGGA
Hyla sarda is the source of this 3456-nucleotide messenger RNA. RefSeq names its product occludin-like. The transcript has 8 exons. Gene Ontology annotation, cellular component: bicellular tight junction; transcription elongation factor complex; membrane. The record is from RefSeq and is a predicted model, not a curated record. Gene Ontology annotation, biological process: snRNA transcription by RNA polymerase II; positive regulation of transcription elongation by RNA polymerase II; bicellular tight junction assembly. NCBI's taxonomy places the organism in Eukaryota, Metazoa, Chordata, Amphibia, Anura, Hylidae. Bases 263 to 1768 code for a protein of 501 amino acids. Gene Ontology annotation, molecular function: cis-regulatory region sequence-specific DNA binding.